Ananas comosus (pineapple) is the source of this 1401-nucleotide messenger RNA. Its product is annotated as general transcription factor IIF subunit 2. The transcript is spliced from 6 exons. Lineage: Eukaryota; Viridiplantae; Streptophyta; Magnoliopsida; Poales; Bromeliaceae. Gene Ontology annotation, cellular component: transcription factor TFIIF complex. The record is from RefSeq and is a predicted model, not a curated record. Gene Ontology annotation, biological process: transcription by RNA polymerase II; transcription initiation at RNA polymerase II promoter. The coding region runs from base 109 to 936 and encodes 275 amino acids.
CCCCAUCUCCAUCGCUCGCAUCUUCGCUCACGCGAACUCCAAAAUCUCUCUUUCUCGAUCUCGAGGAGGAAGAAGAAGAAGAAGAAGAAGAAGAAGAGGAGUAGAGAGAUGUCGAUGGCGGAGGAAGGGCGCCACGUGCUGGAGACGGCGAGGGCGGAUCGGUCUGUGUGGCUCAUGAAGUGCCCCCCGGUGGUCACACGAUCCUGGCAAUCGGCGGCAGCCGCCGCCGCCGCCUCAUCAGGUGCCGAUGGGGCCGCCGCCUCCGCCUCCGCCUCCGCCCACCACCCCGUCGUCGCCAAGGUCGUCCUCUCCCUCGACCCCCUCCACCCCGACGAUCCCUCCUCUCUCCAGUUUAAGAUGGAGAUGGCUCAAACUGACUCUGGCAAUACACCUAGGAGUUACUCUCUUAACAUGUUCAAAGACUUUGUUCCAAUGUCUGUUAUCUCAGAAUCUAAUCAAGGGAAAUUUUCACUGGAAGGAAAGGUGGAGCACAAGUUUGACAUGGAGCCUCAUAGUGAAAAUUUGCGGGAAUAUGGUAAAUUAUGCCGUGAAAGGACUAACAAAUCCAUGAUCAAAACGAGACAAGUUCAGGUUAUUGACAACGAUCGUGGAGUGCUUAUGAGGCCAAUGCCUGGUAUGGUUGGCCUGGUUCCAUCUGGUUCAAAGGACAAGAAGAAAUUAACACCAACAAAAGCAUCAGAUGUUAAGAGAACACGUAGGGACCGACGUGAACUGGAGAAUAUAAUAUUUAAGCUCUUUGAAAGGCAACCGAACUGGGCUUUGAAGCAGCUGGUGCAAGAAACUGAUCAACCUGAGCAAUUCUUAAAGGAGAUUUUGAAUGAUUUAUGCGUGUACAACAAGAGAGGGCCAAAUCAGGGGACCCAUGAGCUUAAGCCUGAAUACAAGAAGUCCACUGAGGAAGCAGAUACUGCUUGAGAACUUCAGUUGCUGCUUAUGAUUCUCAUGCGGAUGCAACUUCUCUCAGGGUAGGUCUCUUUUCCAUUCUACCAAGAACUCUUCAGAAGAAAAAGGAAAAAAAAAAAGAAAGAAAGAAGAAAACCCUAAUAUGUUCCAUAAACGUCAAUUCUAGUAUCGAGGUUUUGCAUUCCGAAGCAGAUGAAUGAGAAUUUGAACUUAGUUAUGAGCUUUCACCAUGAAAUGUAUUUAGCUGCCUCAGCAUCUGUCAAUCCUACUGCUUUUGUAGAGGAAUCGUGUACGUCUUUUUUGUCUUUUUUUUGGCUAAACAUAUCUUGCAUAGAAGUGUAAAUUAGUUUAUAAGAUCUAUGAUUGUUUCAAGUCGGCACGAGUUUUGUAAGCGAGUGAAUGAUGGUAUCUUUUAUUUUUAGUUUCUUUUUUUUGGGUGGUUUUUAUGAUCAUAAGAAUUGUAGGUUUUAAGGUCAA